This is a messenger RNA of Gigantopelta aegis, 1587 nucleotides long. RefSeq lists its product as uncharacterized. The record is from RefSeq and is a predicted model, not a curated record. NCBI's taxonomy places the organism in Eukaryota, Metazoa, Mollusca, Gastropoda, Neomphalida, Peltospiridae. Bases 421 to 1587 code for a protein of 388 amino acids. The transcript has 2 exons.
UCGCCAGAUAUUGUUCCGUACAACACAGAAGAGUCUGUGAUGGAUGAGCAGACUCCAGAAAAAGGUCAAAGUUCGCCGUGCGAAUUUUCCAGAAACCGCAGCUUGGGAGAAAAUGUGUCCAUGUCUGCUGACAAGACCUCGACCGAAUACCAUGAUCCAAAUCAGAGAGAGCUGACCUGCACACCUUCCGCACACGUGAGGGGUAAAAACUCUGACCCUUGUGAAUUUAAUUUCUUCAGAUCCAAGCAUUCUCGAUCGAGGAAAAGUAGACCUUCAAGAAAAACUGGUAAUAAAUAUGGUAGUGAGCAUUCAAAAAAAUCUGGAAAAUGUUACCGAAUUGUUCAAGUAGAAAAUGGAUUUGAGUACAAGUACUUCCGUUGUCACAACUGCAAAGCAACUUACUUUUGAAGAAUAGUGAGUAUGAUCGAGUAUCAAGACAAGAGAUACAGUGUGCAGGGUCUGUUCCAGGGAAGAUGCAGUGUCCAGGGUCUGUUCCGGGGAAGAUGCAGUGUCCAGGGUCUGUUCCAGGGAAGAUGCAUUGCACGGGGUCUGUUCGGGGGAAGAUGCAGACGUUUAGACACAGCAACACGCAGACAGUGUUUGAGAUCAGUCGACAGCGAGGAAGAGGAAGCUGGGCUCAGACUGGACAGUUCAGAAGGAUAUCCUCAGUGUUGUGCACCGAGGCAGCGGCCCAGAGUCUCCCCUGGAGCAGAAAGUGAAAAAUAUGCAAAGGGUUUAUCCAAGAGUUGUGAGAAAUCUGGAGACUUCUUGAGUGACUCCAAACUUCAUAAAGUUUUAAUCCACACGCCAGCUGUAGUACAAAAUCAAAGUCCUCAAGACGAAUCUGCUUCUCAGAGAAGGACUACAUUAAGAGAAUCUGACACGGAUUUUCACAGAAUCUGUCCAUUAAGCUCAAAAAGUGAAAGUUCAUCUGGUGACAUGUUGGCCAAGCCUGGAACAGUCUGUCACAAAGAUAAAACUUCUUCCUCACAAACAAGGAUCAAAAUGCCAUGGUCAUUGGCUUCUAGCACAGAAAGUUCAUCUGGUUACAUGUUGGCCAAGCCUCGAACAUUCUGUCUCAAAGAGAAAACUUCUUCCUCACAAACAAGGGUCAAAAUGCCAUGGUCAUUGGCUUCUAGCACAGAAAGUUCAUCUAGUAACAGUAUCUGUGGUGACAAACCUCAGACGAAACCAGUGGAAAGACAAUCAUCCCAACGUGAUAAAUUGGAGUUCAGUAGUGACAUCUCUUUCAAUCAGAUUCGGUCUGAUCCAUGGAGAAGACGAAUCAGAAGUACAAAAUUAACCUCAAAGACUGAGUCAGUGGGUGAGACUGAAGAACGGUUUCCGAUGAGAGGGUGCCGUAGUGAGCCACUGGCGUCGAGCAGUCGCAUAUCACUGGAUGAGCUGUUCGCCGAGUCUCAGAGGAAGAGAUCACGGAGUGAGCUGCUUGACCCGAGUAGCAACGUGUCACAGGUGUGUCAAGGUCAUCCUCAAGGCAGACAGUGGUGGAAUGAUUUGGUCAUCUCGAAUAUAGGUGACACGUCUCUGGAACUUUUCAACAUUUCACAGUGGCAAGUGUAUGUGUAA